AUGCCUAAAAGAGCAGGGUUUGGUGAUUUGGAGCUAAGGAUAUUGGUUAUAGGGAGCAGUGGUCCAUCUCAGUUCCUUCUCACCAACUUCAUUUUGGGCAGAGAGGAGUUCUCAGAGGAAGUCUAUAGCAUUGCGAGCAGCCAGAAAAAUGUAGGAGAGUUGGUAGGAAGACGAGUCGCGGUUGUCAAUGGACCGAACCUGUAUGACAAAGACAUGUCCAAGUCCAAGAUGAGGAAAGAGCUGAGAAGGUCCAUGUGCUUGUCAGCUCCUGGACCUCAUGCCAUUCUCAUCGCUUUCGAACUGGAGAAGAUCUCACCAAAUGACUUGAAGACCCCCAAGCUGGUUAAGAAUAAAUUUGGGGAGAAUGUGCUGAAUUACUCGAUGAUCCUCUUUGUUUAUGAUGGGCAUCUGAGCUCUAGAGCACUCAAUGAUAAAGUCAUGCGAACUGACUGGCACCUGCGGGAGCUCGUGGAGCAGUGCAGCUGCCGCUAUCACAUCUUCAGUAAAAACUGGAGAAACCCUGCUGCAAACAGGGAACUAAUACAUAAGAUUGAGCGCAUGAUCCAGGCUUUGGGCGGACACCAUUAUAUUAAUCGAUCUUACAAAAGGGCAGAGGAGAGCGUCAGGAAUGAAGAGAGAAAGCUACGCAACAAGAAACAGUCUGAGACCAAAAGGACAUGCCGGGAGCUGGAGCAGCAGUUCCGGGGUGAUGAGCUUCGCUGGCAGAUUGAUGCCUACAAUGCGAGUGUUGGGGCAGAAAUCAGGGCCAAGGCUGAACUGCAGAACAGUUGGCUCAGGACUUCACUAGCUGUGGGACUGGGACUGGGGUUUGUAGCCGGAGCAGCUAUGGGAAUGAUCGUGGGCUCUGUUGAAGGGCCAGCAGGAAUGGCGGUGGGCGGGGCUGUGGGUGGAGUUGUAGGUGGGGCUUCAGGUGCUGCUGCACAGCUGGCCAUUGAACACAUAGAUGACAGAGUGGGAUCACAUCCCGGCAGUUUUAACACAGCCUUUGUAAAUCGCUUCUACCGGGCACCUCCAAUCUAA
Danio aesculapii is the source of this 1041-nucleotide messenger RNA. Its product is annotated as GTPase IMAP family member 5. Gene Ontology annotation, molecular function: GTP binding. Bases 1 to 1041 code for a protein of 346 amino acids. The transcript has 2 exons. Lineage: Eukaryota; Metazoa; Chordata; Actinopteri; Cypriniformes; Danionidae. The record is from RefSeq and is a predicted model, not a curated record.